This is a messenger RNA of Lytechinus pictus (painted urchin), 975 nucleotides long. Its product is annotated as alpha-1A adrenergic receptor-like. Gene Ontology annotation, cellular component: membrane. Bases 1 to 975 code for a protein of 324 amino acids. Gene Ontology annotation, biological process: G protein-coupled receptor signaling pathway. Lineage: Eukaryota; Metazoa; Echinodermata; Echinoidea; Temnopleuroida; Toxopneustidae. Gene Ontology annotation, molecular function: G protein-coupled receptor activity. The transcript has a single exon. The record is from RefSeq and is a predicted model, not a curated record.
AUGGCUCCUGUUUCAGUACUAGGAAAUGGAUUUACCUUCAGCGUCCUAAGCAGAGAGACGAGUGGUUUUGACGAUGUUACGAAACAAAUUCUGAAGUCAUUUACGAUAGCGAACAUUGUCCUCGGGAUCGGAGAAGCACUGGUAUCGCAGGCACAGCUUCACCUCUCAACGGACGCGAAGAGAGACAUUGUCUGCCUUUACCAUGGCCCAUUCCUUUAUCUGUGUUUCUUUUUUAUACUAUCUUUAACUUGUCUCCUGAACGUCAUUCGUUAUAUCACGGUCACAAGACCCCUAAGAUAUCACUUGAUAGUAACUGAUCACAGAGUAUCAGUGGCUAUUGGAAUAGCAAUAGUGGAAUCCCUACUUCUAACCACAAUCAUAGCACCAUUUCCAGGAACUCCCGCGGAACAGUUUCACAGACACUUGUGCUCGCAGGACGAAGAAAAAGUAAAAGGCAGUUACUAUCUCAUGUUCUUGAUUGCCUACGUGAUCCUAGUGGCUGGUAUAACAAUAACCUCGACAGUCAGGUUGUUGUGUAUUUCCAGAAGGCAGUCGAAAGCCAUUGCAGGUUUUCAAGAACACACCUUUAAAGGAGCCUCCAGUAGUUCAGGAGAGACCCAUGUCACCCACCAGAGCCUUCAGACCGUCAACACAUCGGCUGCUAAUUCCAAAUCGGAUGGGAGUGACAGAGUGGCUGCAAUCACGAAGAGACAGCAUUCUCGUAAUAGGAGAGCCUUCUUGACCAUAUUUAUAUUGAACAUUGUGGUCAUUGUCUCAUGGAUCCCUCUGACUAUCUUCUACAGCCUUGCCUUUAGCGGUGUCAAGGUGUCACCAAUCUUGAAGUGCGUUAUGAUGAUAUCCAUCAUGUCAACAACUUGCUGGCAUUGGCUCGUUUAUAUCACAACUAACAAGUUGUUUCGUGAAACAGCCUUGGCUAUCCUUCAGAAAUUCUGGGCCAGAUUAUCCCAGCGCUAG